AUGCUAAACAGCAGGACUCCUACUUUGUUGUGGAAGACAUGGGGGUCACCUUUGGUGUCCGCUUGGGAGGUGUUGACAGCGUGGCCUUGUAUGGAGUGGCAGAUGGCCAUGGAGAGUGCGGGGAGCUGUGCGCUGCUUUCGUACGUCGACAUCUUCCCACGCAGCUGGCGCAAUCCCGACACUUCGCAGAAGGUCGACUGGAUGCAGCCAUGCAUGAAGCUUUCCUGCAAACUGAGUUGCUCCAGCAAUCCUCAGGCCAUGCAAACAGCUCAGCAGAUCUGA
Molecule: messenger RNA, 282 nt
Organism: Durusdinium trenchii
Lineage: Eukaryota; Dinophyceae; Suessiales; Symbiodiniaceae
Source: the annotation of a GenBank genome assembly